Messenger RNA from Coniophora puteana RWD-64-598 SS2, 261 nucleotides. RefSeq lists its product as uncharacterized. NCBI's taxonomy places the organism in Eukaryota, Fungi, Basidiomycota, Agaricomycetes, Boletales, Coniophoraceae. The transcript has 5 exons. The record is from RefSeq and is a predicted model, not a curated record. The coding region runs from base 1 to 261 and encodes 86 amino acids.
AUGUGCUAUCUCGAAACUGAGGGAACAAAACAUGGUUGCGGACACUACGUGAUUUCGAAGAAGCUUAUGAAACACGACUGCGGCAAUCGCUACUGCCGGAACUCGGCCGCACACCCGCCAAACUGUCCCGACUGCCAAUGCGACCUGUACUACGGACCCGAUCGCAAGGAGACCAUCACGCGGACGGUCACAGACUACUGCGCCCACUGCGCGUAUUGGUUCAAGGGCGGUGCCCAAGCAGCUCGCCGCGCCCAGCAGUGA